Molecule: messenger RNA, 543 nt
Organism: Fusarium oxysporum Fo47
Lineage: Eukaryota; Fungi; Ascomycota; Sordariomycetes; Hypocreales; Nectriaceae
Product: mitochondrial import inner membrane translocase subunit TIM14
Exons: 3
Coding region: 72-389 (105 amino acids)
Biological process (GO): protein import into mitochondrial matrix
Cellular component (GO): PAM complex, Tim23 associated import motor
Molecular function (GO): ATPase activator activity
Source: RefSeq, a predicted model, not a curated record
GGCUCCGAUCUCGACUUCCGAAUCACUCUGCGUCACUAAACUUAUUGUCGAUACCACAAUCGCUCUACAAAAUGGCUUCUGUUAUGGCUAUAGGUGCUGGCGCUGCCGUCGCGGCCUUUUUGGGCCGAGCUGGUCUUGUCGCAUGGAGGCGAUCCCGAGGCGGCGUUGGAGCCAUGGGCAAGGCUUUCUACAAGGGCGGUUUCGAGCCCAAGAUGACCAAGAAGGAGGCUACUCUCAUCCUGUCUCUCAACGAGCGAGCUGUUACCAAGGAUAAGGUCCGAAAGGCUCACCGAACUCUCAUGCUUCUUAACCAUCCCGAUCGAGGCGGCAGCCCCUACCUUGCGACCAAAGUAAACGAGGCCAAAGAGUUCUUGGACAAAAACAGUUAAUUACGAUCAUGAAAACUACUCCCCCAAGUCCAGUAUUCGAGUCACGAACCAGUUACCAAGGAUGUUAUCAGAAUCAUCAAUGACUGGGUCUAAGCAUGGGCGUCUGGCCGCGUGUGUAUAUUGUACACUACUUGUUUCCAUAGCGAUGGCGUUU